This is a messenger RNA of Chaetomium fimeti, 1335 nucleotides long. RefSeq lists its product as uncharacterized. The record is from RefSeq and is a predicted model, not a curated record. Bases 1 to 1335 code for a protein of 444 amino acids. NCBI's taxonomy places the organism in Eukaryota, Fungi, Ascomycota, Sordariomycetes, Sordariales, Chaetomiaceae. Gene Ontology annotation, molecular function: nitronate monooxygenase activity. The transcript has a single exon.
AUGGGCCUGCACAAAACGGUUCCGGGUCAUCGACGAUGGGCCUCGGUUUUACUCUUCGGAAACCGUCAACCUGCAUUGUCAACACAUCCAAUAGCCGAAUCUCCGAGUUCCUGGAAUCGGCGGAAGGGGAGCACGAGAUCACCCCAACCCCACGGUCCCCACCUCCUCCGCCGCACAUUCAGUCCGAGUCAUCCACCACACUCCAGCCUGAUCACUGCCAAAUCGUUUUCAGACAAUAGAGCUAAGACCAUUGAGUCGGGCCUAAUAAUGGAACACAAACUUCAGUCCGUUAGCCUUCGGGAUCAGCUCACAGCGCCAUACCCGUGGACAGCCACCCCGCUCAUCGUGGGCGCGCCGAUGCGGGUCAUGUCGGGCCCCGAGCUGGCCGUCGCUGUGUCCUGCGCCGGAGGGUUCGGUUUCAUUGGCCCCGGCGAGAAACCCGAGAGCACGGCGGCGGACCUGGAGACGGCAAAGGCUUUGAUCGCGUCUUCCGGCAUCCCGCAGCACGGAACCACGCUCCCGGCUGGAGUGGGCUUCCAGAUUUGGAAUGGGAACCUCGACAUCUCGGCCUCAACCGUCUCUCAGUACCGGCCUGCUGCGGUCUGGCUCUUCGCUCCUCGACACGGGCAGACGGACGUCGAUGUCUGGACUCAGCGGCUGCGCGGGGAAUCGCCAGAAACCAAGAUUUGGCUGCAGAUCGGGACGCUGCGCGAGGCGCUUGACGCCGUACGCAGCGCAUCCCCACCCGACGUUCUCGUCGUUCAGGGUGCCGAGGCUAGCGGGCAUGGCCGCGCUUCCGACGGCAUCGGCUUUGUCACACUGCUACCGGAGAUCGCCGACGCGACGCGGGAGUCGGGCAUCCCGCUAAUCGCAGCCGGCGGUGUCGCGGACGGACGGGGCGUCGUGGCAGCGUUGGGAGUUGGUGCUGCGGGCGUGGCCAUGGGCACGCGCUUCCUCGCCUCGCAGGAAGCGCGCAUCAAGAAGGGGUACCAGGACGAGGUGGUGAGGGCGACUGAUGGCGGCGCAAACACGGUCAGGACUCACCUGUAUAAUCAUCUGCGUGGCACCUUUGGUUGGCCGGAACAGUUCAGCCCGCGCACCAUUGUCAAUCGAAGCUGGGCUGAGAAGCAAGCCGGUACCGCGUUCGAAGACAUCAAGAAGCGCCAUGACGAUGCCGUCAGCCAAGGAGAUUCCGCAUGGGGCCCCGAUGGGUGGACUGCAACAUAUGCGGGCGCGAAUGUCGGGCUGAUCAGCGGCGUCGCUAGCGCCCGUGACAUCGUGACGGGGACCAGGCGUGAAGCGGUGAAUAUCAUUCAGACUUUGAGUGGUUUGUAG